AUGUCGGUGCAGGAGUACCUCGACAAACACAUGCUCUCUCGGAAAAUCGAAGACGCCGUCAAUGCCGCCGUUAGGGCCAAGACUCCUGAUCCUGUUCUCUUCAUCUCUAAUCAUAUGAGGAAAGCCGUUUCUUCGGUGAUAACCAAGCUAAAAGCGAGGCAAAUCCUCGAUAGUAGAGGAAUUCCUACUGUUGAGGUCGACCUUUACACCAAUAAAGGCAUGUUCCGUGCUUCUGCUCCCAGCGGUGCUUCCUCUGGAAUGUAA
Molecule: messenger RNA, 264 nt
Organism: Ilex paraguariensis (yerba mate)
Lineage: Eukaryota; Viridiplantae; Streptophyta; Magnoliopsida; Aquifoliales; Aquifoliaceae
Source: the annotation of a GenBank genome assembly